AGCCCAGAAGCUGUGAAAGAGCUGCAGCAUAAACAAACCAGGAACUCUCCUAGGACGGAGAGUCUGCCAACAGAAGGCAAGGCCUGGCGUUUAUGGCUUUCUCCAGAGCCUAGGGUAGAAAUCUUCUGAGGGGACGAGACAGACCCAGCAUCUGUGGAUGCCACUGCAGUCAAGCAAGGAUGGAUGAGGAGUUACCAGAUGGGGUUGUCUUCAAAGACCACAACUUCUCCUCUGACUUGCUGAGGCAGCUCAACGGCUUAAGGCAAAGCAAGAUCCUGACGGAUGUGAGCAUCUGCUCGGGAGCCUGGGAGGUCCCUUGCCACCGCAACGUGCUGGCCUCCAGCAGCCCCUACUUCAAGGCAAUGUUCUGCAGUCACUUCCGGGAGAGCCGAGAGGCCAAAGUGCAGCUACACGGCAUCGACGCCACAACUCUCGAGCACGUCAUCACGUAUGCGUACACGGGAGAGGUGCACAUCUCCGCUGCCAACGUCCUCCCGCUGAUGGAGGCAGCUGCCAUGCUGCAGUACCCCAGGAUGUUCGAGGCCUGCUCGUCAUACCUGCAGAGCCAGCUGACCCCCGGCAACUGCCUGGGCCUGGUCAGACUCGCAGAAAUCCUAAACUGUGAGAGCCUGAGGAAGAAAGCCAGGGAGGUGGCCCUGACUUGCUUCCCGGAGGUAGCAGCAUCAGCAGACCUGAAGGAGCUCUGUGCCAUGGAGUUGAGAGGCUACCUGGGAGAUGACGGGCUCUGCGGAGAGGAAGAAGCGGUGUUUGAGGCCCUCAUGGCUUGGGUCAAGCACGACCUCAAGGCCCGGUGGCAGCACAUGCAGGAGCUGUUGCAGCAGGUCCGCCUGCAGUACAUCCACCCAGCCUUCUUCCACCACUUCGUUGCCAGCGAUGCCCUUCUCCAGUCCUCUCCCGCCUGCCAGGCCAUCCUGGAGAGAGCCAGCAAGCAGAUACUCUCUGUGUACAGCCCCAGCGCCCAGGACUGCGACCUUCUGGGGCACAUCCCCCCAAGGAGCUCCUACCAAGACUUCCUCCUCCUCCUGGGAGGGCGGAAGGACAGCCAGCAGACCACCAGGGACGUCUUGCUCUACAGUGCACGGACUGGUCAGUGGCAGAGCCUAGCCAAACUCCCAACGCGAUUGUACAAGGCCUCCGCCAUCACCUUGCACCGCAGUGUCUAUGUGCUUGGGGGCAUGGUUGUCAGCGAGGGGAAGAGUCUCAUCAGUAGCAGCGUCUACAUCUUCUCUCUGAAGCUCAACCAGUGGAGGCUGGGGCAGCCCAUGCUGGCAGCCCGCUACUCUCACAGGAGCGCCACCCACAGGAACUUCAUCUUCUCCAUUGGGGGCACCGGAGAAGGUCAGGAGCUCCUGUGCUCCAUGGAGAGGUACGACAGCAUCCGUGAUGUCUGGGAGAGCAUGGCUAACAUGCCAGUGGCCGUGCUCAACCCUGCCGUGGCAGUGAAGGACCAAAGGCUCUAUCUUUUCGGGGGUGAAGACAUCAUGCAGAAUCCUGUGCGCCUUAUCCAGGUUUACCACAUUUCCAGAAACACGUGGUUUAAGAUGGAGACCAGGAUGAUCAAGAAUGUGUGUGCCCCCGCAGUGGUACUGGGAGAGAGGAUUGUCAUUGUGGGAGGUUACACGAGGAGGAUUCUCGCGUAUGACCCUCGGUCCAACAAAUUUGUCAAGUGUGCAGACAUGAAGGACCGCAGGAUGCACCAUGGGGCCACAGUGAUGGGGAACAAGCUGUAUGUGACAGGUGGGCGGAGGCUGACCACAGACUGCAACAUUGAGGACUCAGCCUCCUUUGACUGCUAUGACCCCGAGACGGACACCUGGACGUCCCAGGGACAGCUACCUCACAGACUCUUUGACCACGCCUGCCUGACUCUCCAGUGCAUACCCCACACGGCCAGCCUCACAUGAAGGCCACGGGAAUCUAUCUCUGUUAAAAUGCUGUGUGAUGCAAGAAAUUGCAACCCAGCUUCAAAGGCCUAGAGUUGAAGGAAGUCAAAGCUACCACUCUCAACAGAGUAGAUUUAAAAAAAAAAAAAAAAAAAGCCUGUGGAUGCUUUUCUAAUGCAACCCCUACCUCUUGAACCAAUGCCAGAAAUUGCACUAUUAUUACUGGGAAGGUCUAUAUCACAUCCCUCCAGAUGGAAGUGGAGUUAACUACUUGAUUGACAGCCCAAACUGCGUGGAAAAGACAGAGGAUGUUUCCCAGAGGAACAAAAAAUUAUGGAUAUGAAAAAAAAAAGAAUUAUGGACAUGGAUGGAUGAACACACACACACUUGCCCAGGCUAUCCUUAACAUCCAGAAUGGGAGGGCUAGCCCAAGAGGACCCUUAGAAUCACUCAGGUCAGUUGUCAGCAUGCAAAACUGUUAUGGCUAUGACUGUGUGUCCCUACCUUCUGUGGAUACAGUACAUUGAAAGUAGGCUCAGUUCAUUAGCUACCUAGGGUCUGUAAAAUUAUACUGCAACGAAAAUGUAAGAGCAGAAAAAAGCUUGCUUUUGCCAGAUGAUCUUUUAAAACUGCAGAAUUAAUGUGGGGUUUCAUUUCAGUAAGUGUUACGAGAACGACUUUUCUGGGGACAGCCAACAGAUUCCUCAGCAGAAACAGCAACCAUUGCCCUCUGGAUAGCAGGGCUGACCCUCCCUGUGGCCCCUUUACUUCCAAGUGCCCCUCCUGUUCACUCAAUGUCAAGCCCAUGGAAAAGCUGAAGUACCCAUAAGAGGCUCUCAGUGAGGCCCAGGUGAUAUAAUCACAGGGAAGACAUUUGGAAACAUCACUGCAUCCCAUUCAAGAUGGAUGCACGGGGGUUCUCUGAAAAGCAUCCUAAGGUGACUCCCUCACUCAGCCUGGUGGAGAACUAGAGUACUGUUCUGCUGUGUGCACUGAAGACCACCAUGGCUACUUUCUUCCCCGUCCUGUCCUGGCCAAUGCCAGGCAAUCUCAGGAUGUAAGCAAAGUUGUUUCUCACUCACAGAAGCAUCUGGAAUAAAUUUUGCCAUUCUGCGUUGCAUGCUGGAGUGUCUCUUCCUUCCCAGUGUUGCAAAAGCUUCUCCUUUCCAGUGCUUUCACCUCAGGCUCCUCAUGAGGUAAUAUUGUGGCCCAGGGGCUCUACUUACACCAUUGGUUCCUCCCCUCGGCCUGUUGCACCUUUCUCUAACUCCUUCCCCCUUUUUGAGACAGGAUUUCCUGAGCCCAGGUUGACCUCAAAUACACUAGGCAGCCUUGAACUUCUAAUCCUCCUGCCUCCACCUUCUGAGUUCUGAGAUUACAGGUGUGUGCCACCAUUCCUGGCUUAUGCUUCCCUGGGGACCAAACCCAAUGUACGUGCUAGACAAACAUUCUACCAACCAAUCCAUUUCAUUUGAAGAUUUUUAAUCAGGCUCUAAGUCCCAUCUCUUCUUGAACAUGAACUUGGAAAGGUACCCAGUGAUGCGAAUACUGCCCAAACAGUCCACUUUCAUUUCCUGCCCUCCACCUUGAACUACUUUCCUCUUCCCGCUUCCACGACGCCUCCUGCUCUUGCUUCUCCUGACUAUGUCUCAGUUUUGUCUCCUCAUUUUCAUGACUGUUAAAUGGGGAUAUGGCUGAAGUCUCAGUUCUUAGGCCAUUUCUUGUAUUGUCUCUCUCCUUGGAUGGGUGAAUCCAUAAAAUAUAUGCAAUUGUAUAUUAUCCUCUUCAGACCUCUGAGGCACCAGACAUGCACAUGGUGCUCAUAUAUGCAGAUAAAAUACACAUACACAUACACAUACACAUGAAGUGUGUGUGUGUUAAAAUAGGUCAUUUCUGUUUAGAAUUUUCUCAGGCCCUUUCAGUUCAUGCAGGUGAGUGUUGCAGGAGGCUGUUCGUUUAUUCCCGGUCACUUAGACCCAAAAUAAUCACACAGAAAUCAUAUUAUUUA
Messenger RNA from Myodes glareolus (Bank vole), 3912 nucleotides. It is a transcript of the gene Klhl38, whose product is annotated as kelch like family member 38. Lineage: Eukaryota; Metazoa; Chordata; Mammalia; Rodentia; Cricetidae. Gene Ontology annotation, molecular function: protein binding. The record is from RefSeq and is a predicted model, not a curated record.